CAUUGCACUUAUUGCUUCUAAAAUUUUUCUGCUUCAAGGAGUUCAACACGGGGCGCUUCACUUGUUUGUAAUUGAGGCAAAUUAGUCUGCUUUGAUACCUCUACUACUUAUUAAGGACGCAAGAGUACCCUGUCUCUGACUUUGUUCUGCCACCGGCCGUUCCGACAUCCGUGAAUCUGAUAGCCCAUUUUAGGGUCGCUAUGCACACUUUCUUCUGUGUAAUGCAACUUCAUUAGUGUUGCUAUGCACACUUUCUUCUGCACCAACCACAAUAUUCUCUUGGGAUGCUGUCAAUGGGAUGAAUGAAUUGCAUAUUUUAGGGUCUUUGCUACACUAUAGAGUAGAUGGGUUAUAAAUAUACAAAUCUCAGCUUCCUAUCCAUUCUUUCUAUCUAGAGUUGUAGACACCACAUAGUAUACAGCAGCAGGAGCAGUGCUUUGCUCAGUCCACCUUUGUUGAAGCUGGGCUGAGAGUGUAGGAGUGAAGCCCCAAGGCUCUCUGGGCCAUCGAGGAUCGAUCGGGCGGCGGCGCCGUCGGGCAGAAGCGGUCGUCACCGGACAAGAUGCACAGGUCCACCAUGGACGUCGUCUACCACCACCACCACCACCAAGAGUCGCUGUUGACGGGCAACGUCGCCGCCACCGCCAGCGCCGGUAAGAAGCUGGGCGUGGAGCGGUUCGAGUUGCCGCUGAUCUACAUCUCGCUGUCGCGGAAGGAGAAGGACGACAAUUUCCUUGCGAUGAAGGGCACCAAGCUACCCCAGUGGCCCAAGAAAAGGGCCAAGAACGUGGAGACCCUCCAAGUAUUAAACACCUGGCCUGAGAUCGAUUUGAUCCUCUAUUUCUAACCCGAUCCAAAUCGAUCUCUGCUCUCAAAACUUAAACAUGUGCCCCUUGCUUUUUAUCAUGCAGUUUAUCUUCCUGGGGAUGUGGUGGGGUAGGGGCCAUAGGAUGGAUUUGAAUUCAUGAUAGUAUCUACACAUGUACACUGCUUAAAGAUACUAUGUACGUAUCUAUAUCUAUUACAAUUUUGUAUAAAUACUUUUUGAUAGUU
Molecule: messenger RNA, 1053 nt
Organism: Zea mays
Lineage: Eukaryota; Viridiplantae; Streptophyta; Magnoliopsida; Poales; Poaceae
Exons: 2
Coding region: 563-847 (94 amino acids)
Source: RefSeq, marked validated